Molecule: messenger RNA, 938 nt
Organism: Gaeumannomyces tritici R3-111a-1
Lineage: Eukaryota; Fungi; Ascomycota; Sordariomycetes; Magnaporthales; Magnaporthaceae
Exons: 3
Coding region: 1-537 (178 amino acids)
Source: RefSeq, a predicted model, not a curated record
AUGGUGCAUCAUGGAGCCCACGCCGCUCCCGCAGCUCGCAUCGCGCACCAGAAGGAUGGGAUAGGCCCGACUGGUGUGGCCCUCUCUCCUCCCCCCGGCUCGCUCCUCUUUGUAUGCAUUGGCGGCAGAGCUUGCGACUGGCGGAAGAGCGCCGAGAGGCGGGACGUGAGAGCGCGUGUGGAUGUGGAUGUCUGCCGCUGGGCUCUACCGGCCUGGCCAUCGCUGCUGCUGACUGCAGAAGCUAGAUUGGGGGGUUGUAUACUCUACAGAUUGGUCAUUCAUGACAGACCAGGCCAGCUCUUGGCGGCGAUGGCACGGCUCAACUGGGCCAUGAUUGUCCGUAGAGAGGAGGAGAAGGAGGAGAAGGGACGGCUGAAGAGCGGACUCGGGACGAAUCCACACAGACUCCCGACCAUCUCGGAUCGGUCAUGGCCCUAUGACCCUGCCCCGAGCCGGCCGUACGCGACAGCGCUGUCGACGGGGUGCGCGCGGCCGCUUUCAUCUCAGCCGCAGUCUAACCUCCCUGCUUCCGCGUGAUGGCGUAGAGGCAGGCUCCCUGUUGAUCCUCGUACGUGGAGCAGGGAGUGCCUGGUUCGUUAGCUCGCGUGCAACGGACGGUACUUGGGAAUUGAGAUUUGCAGCAGAUAGUCCACACUCGCUCGCGCGCCAGCCACAUCCGAUCCAGCCAGUGGUCCUGCAAUGCGGAAAUGACGACACCCCUUCUUUUCGGUUCUUCCAUUCCUCCCACACAUGCAAGGCAGGCAUUUGAUGGCAGGGUGUGUGUAAAUUUAGAAAGCCCUCUUGCUGUUGGAUGGAAAAACUCGGAGAGGCCUGGUGCUAUGCCGAUCUUUUUCUGCAAUUGGAGAUUUCCCAGGCCCAUGUUGGGGAUUUACCAGACCCCAGCUGGGCGUUCAUGCAAUCAAGGUGAAACGAACGAC